GGAAUCUGCCACGAGCAACUACCUCAUCAUAUUCCACAUCCUCGUCCUCACGCUUUUUUCGCCAACGCCAACCCUCUCGAAUCCCGAAAUAGACACAAACCAUAUGAGAUUUCACGAACGAGCAGGCACCAAAGUGUCGGCCACUGAAACGCUCGCCCAAAGGUUUAAUGGGAAAUCGACGGAACCGAGGAAUUAGUGCGAAGGAAAGGAAAGGUCGAAUCGGCGAAAGUCAAGCGCAUGAACGGAUAUCCUCCCAAGGAACCCAGAGUCCUUCUUGAUUGGAUCGCAGAGGUAAGUUCGUAUAGAAGAGCUGGGAUUCUGGUUUUCGUGCCAUGAAUGGGUUUAUUGAGCUCGAGGAGCUUGAAGAGAUUGCAGGAGCUUCUCGAACUCCUGAAUAGUCUCCUUCUGAUCCUUAAUCCCAGCGAGACUGUCGUCGAAAAGCUCAUUGAUUCGAGCAAUAUUAGCGAUAGACAUGGAGUCACAAAGGUGGGUGGACCGUUGCGAUCGCUCAAGAAGAAGGGUGUAACGAGUCAGGAGAUCGCCGAGAAAACCGGCUGAAACACUGAUGAUUGCAGGAACCAUGAGAGGGUUGUUGAUGUCGACUAUUAUGAAUUUUCUCAGCUUCAAUAAUUCCACAAACGUAACGAUCAAUAUGGCCGAGGGGUAAAGAGAAAUGGCGUAAAGGGCAAAAUAAAGGAGGUGGUAUGUGGCCCAGGACAUUGGGCGCUUUCUUGCCGAGGAGCCGCAGUAUCUAGGCUUUGGUCUCUUGGGGGGAUUCAUCGUGAAGGACGGAUAAGC
Aspergillus steynii IBT 23096 is the source of this 798-nucleotide messenger RNA. RefSeq lists its product as uncharacterized. The transcript has a single exon. The coding region runs from base 337 to 558 and encodes 73 amino acids. NCBI's taxonomy places the organism in Eukaryota, Fungi, Ascomycota, Eurotiomycetes, Eurotiales, Aspergillaceae. The record is from RefSeq and is a predicted model, not a curated record.